AUGCGACGUAGCACGCGCUCAAAACGUCUACAUCGCAUGGACGACGAUGAAAAUAUUUGGGGAGAAGAGACUUCUGCCGCUGCUGCCGUCUCCGCAACUGCAGAGUCGGGAGUUUUAGAUGCAAUUGAGCUCGUGAAUUUUAUGUGUCACAAAUAUGCAAGAGUUAAUUUCGGACCGAAAAUUAAUUUUAUUAUUGGGCAUAAUGGAAGCGGCAAGAGUGCUAUAUUAACAGGAAUUACUGUUUGCCUCGGAGGAAAGGCUAACACGACAAAUCGAGCCACAAACCUAAAAUCAUUGAUUCGUGAGGGUGCAAGGCAUGCAUACCGUCAUGAUGUCUACGGUGACACAAUAAUAAUCGAACGUCGUAUAACGCGCGACGGCACAAACGGCUACAAAAUCAAAAACUCUGAAGGCAAAACGAUAUCGACAAAACGGGAGGAAUUGACUGCCAUUUUGGAUCAUAUGAUGAUACAGGUGGAUAAUCCAAUGAAUGUUUUGUCGCAGGAUUCUGCAAGGCAGUUCUUGCAUUCUUCGAGUCCUGAGGAAAAGUAUAAGUUCUUUCAUAAAGGUACACAAUUGACACAACUAAGCGAAGACUAUGAGCUGAUACGAGACAGCAUAAACACCUCACUACGAAUAAUAAAAAAGAAAAAAGAAAUUCUUCCAGAGUUGCAUCGUGCCGCUAAAGAUGCUGAAGACCGAUACAAAAACAUGCAAAAGGCUCGUGAGCUCGAAUUGAGUUUAGACAAACUAAAGAAUGAGAUGGCGUGGGCUCAAGUUGAAGAAGUAGAGCAAGUCGUUCAAGAAGCGGAAUAUAAGCGAAAUAAUUCGGAGAGACGUGUUAAUACCACUCGGACAAAAUUUGAUGAAGCAAAUCAAAGCUUGCAAGAGAUCAGUCAAGAGGUAGCCGAAGUUAAUGAUGAGCUCAACGAACAUGCACAACAAGCUAAACCUCUAAAUAUUAUGAACGAAGAAAAAGAAAUAAACGAAACAAUCAUCCGGCUCCGCGAAACCGUCAACCAACACCAUCAAAAAAUCGAAGAAGAAACCCGAAAACUUGAACAACUCAACGGCGGUCAAAAUCUCGAAGAAGCACGCGCAGAAAUCGAAGAAAAAGAGAACGAAGUGAGCCAAAUCAAGCAGAAACUGGACAGAAGUCGAUCUGAUGUACGGGAAUCCGAGGAAGCGAUAGCGCACGCACAACGGCAAAAAGAUUUACUUGGAGAAAACCUUCGUCUUACUUCGGCGGAGAUAGGACGUUCGAGACAUUUCUUGCAGCAGUUGCACGAGAAAAGAGAAAAUCGGUUAAAAGUGUUUGGGUAUAAUCUUCCGCAAGUAGUCGAAGCGAUUAAUCGUGAGACACGGUUUGUGCAUAAACCUGUUGGACCACUCGGGAUGUAUGUACAGUUGCUUCGUCCAGAAUGGGCUAAAGCAGUGGAAUCUAUUGUUGGAAGUACAAUGGUUGCUUUCGCUGUGCAAAAUCAUGCUGAUCGUAAUUUGCUGAGUGAAAUUAUGAGGCGAUAUAAUUGUAAAUCUCCGAUCAUUGUUGGUACUGAUGAUCCAUUCGAUUAUACCGCAGGUGAACCUUCAUCGCAGUUUCUCACUAUCCUCCGAGUCUUACAGUUUGAUUCUGAACAAGUCAAGCGCGUCUUCAUCAACGACAAAAGUAUUGAAAGUACUAUUCUCUUAGAGAAUAGAAGUGAAGCUGAUGAAAUUAUGUAUAAUCAUGGUAGAGGAUAUCCGCAUGAUAUUUCCGCUUGUUACACUAUCGAUGGAUAUAAAAUUGGGCAUCGAGGCGGCGGGUAUUCUACACAAGCAAUGAGGAUGUAUAACGGUCCCUCGAGAUUUACGACAGAUAUUGAAAGCGAAAUUCGUGAAGCACAAGCGAAAUUAAAUGAAGCAGCUAACACAAAUGACCAAUAUAAGCAAGAAAUGAACAGAGCUGAAGACGAGUAUAAAAGAUUGGUGAAUAGGAAAGAAUCCUUAAAGGCGGAGACUCGUGAAUUAUUCUAUCGCGUGAACAGAUUAGAAGGUCAAAUUCAGCAAAUGAGAGAUCGCUUACAGCAAUAUGAACCCGCAAAUAUUGCCGCUUUGGAAGAAGCUAAAAAGGGAGCUGAAAACGAAAUCGAAAUGUACAAAAAUCAAUAUACCCAUAUCGAAAACCAACGUAACAAAAUAGACGAAGAACAACGUCCCUUAAUGCUUGAAUUCGAGUCCAUUCAUCGACGACUUGCAGACGAGAAUCGCAAGAAUCACUGGGAAUCAAAAUUGACUAAAGAGCAAAAAGAACUUGAUGCCUUUGAAUCACAGUUAGCUAGACUGCAUGAAAAAUUAGAGGAAACAACAAGACAGGCUGAAUCCUAUUGCGCGGAGCGAGUUAAAGUAACGAUGAAGCCGAAUGCUCUGGAUCGUAAAAUUAGGAGCAUUCAAACAAAAUUACGUGAACGAGAAAAGGAACAAGGUGCAAGUUUGGAAGAAAUCGCAUCAGACUUGCAAGCCAAGCGAGACACAUAUAACCAAGCGCGUGCGGAAAUAACAAACAUGGAUUCCUUUAUCGAGGAAUUGAAAUACUCUCUUAAGCUCCGUAUGAGAAAUUUAGCGGACUUUAGAACUUUUAUCGCGAUAAGAGCCAAACAGUGUUUUCAGUAUCAGCUCUCCAAACGUGGGUAUACAGGCAAAUUGUUGUUUGAUCAUCUAGAACACAAGUUAAAUCUUCGGGUUCAAGUAGAUGAUCAAACGGAAACCGCCACCGAAAAAGAUCCAAAAUCUCUUUCUGGGGGCGAAAAAUCCUUUUCCACCAUUUGUCUGUUGCUGGCUCUUUGGGAAGCUAUGGGAUGUCCGAUACGAUGCCUUGAUGAAUUUGACGUGUUCAUGGAUGCGGUCAAUCGUCGAAUCUCGAUGAAAAUGAUGAUCGAAACUGCGCGAGAAUCCGAUUGCAUUCAGUACAUUCUAAUCACUCCACAAGACGCGAGCAGCGUCUCCCCAGGUCCUGAUGUUCGUGUUCACAGACUUCACGAUCCAGAAAGAGGACAGGGAACAUUAAUCGCUCAUAGUGACGAUGAUGAAUAA
This is a messenger RNA of Ambispora gerdemannii, 3069 nucleotides long. Lineage: Eukaryota; Fungi; Glomeromycota; Glomeromycetes; Archaeosporales; Ambisporaceae. The record is from the annotation of a GenBank genome assembly.